GAGGUUUGGAGAAUUGAUCGGGCCACGUCAAGAAAAGCACCCAUACGUUGUACUGAACAAGUGCAGAGUAGACUCUCGACAAGGAUACAGAGACAGUCGGCUAUCACCUGAACUUUCAUAAACCGUAUUAAGAGAUAUCAUUUACACUCCUGUUUAUUACAAUGGACUGCGCUUUUGAACACUUGGAUGCUGUUGGUUUUCUGGAGAUUUGGCAACACUUUGAUGCAGACGAUAAUGGUUACAUUGAGGGGAAGGAGUUGGAUCACUUCUUCCUUCACAUGAUGACGAAAUUAGGUCCGGAGGAUAAAGUAACAGAGGAGAGGGUCCAGAGGCUGAAGCAGAGGUUCAUGUCGGCCUAUGACGUCACCGCAGACGGACGCCUGCAGAUCCAGGAGUUGGCCGUGAUGAUCCUGCCACAGGAUGAGAACUUCCUCCUGGUGUUCCGCAGGGAAGCCCCUCUGGACAACAGUGUAGACUUUAUGAAGAUCUGGAGAAAAUAUGAUGCUGACAGCAGUGGAUACAUAUCAGCUGUGGAGCUGAAGGGUUUCCUGAAGGACUUGUUCCAGCAGCUCGGGAAGGCUGUGUCCUCCAGCAAACUGGAAGUACACAACGCAAUGAUGAAGAUUUUUGACAAAAAUAAGGACGGUCGCUUGGAUCUGAACGAUUUGUCCAGGAUCCUGGCUCUAGAAGAGAAUUUCAUGCUACAGUUCAAAAUGGAUGCCUCCAGUCAAGAAGACAGAAAGAGAGACUUUGACAAAAUAUUCAACCACUAUGAUGUUAGUAACACCGGAGCUUUGGAAGGACCAGAGGUGGAUGGCUUUGUAAAAGACAUGAUGGAACUGGUCAGGCCCAGCAUCACUGGUCCAGAGCUGGAUAAACUGAGGGCUGUGCUGCUGGGACACUGUGACGUCAACAAAGAUGGAAAGAUCCAGAGGAAUGAGCUCGCGCUGUGCCUGGGAAUGAAGCCCAAUAAGGCCUAGUCUUCCCCGUGCAGAGAAGACCUCUACUACGGAUCCUUCCCCUCACUGUGAUGCAUACAGAACACCCAGAACGGAUCCUUCCCCUCACUCUGAUGCAUCCAGAACACCCAGAACGGAUCCUUCC
Oncorhynchus masou masou (cherry salmon) is the source of this 1104-nucleotide messenger RNA. Its product is annotated as secretagogin-like. Gene Ontology annotation, cellular component: synapse; dendrite; cytosol. Gene Ontology annotation, molecular function: calcium ion binding. Bases 162 to 980 code for a protein of 272 amino acids. The transcript has 11 exons. NCBI's taxonomy places the organism in Eukaryota, Metazoa, Chordata, Actinopteri, Salmoniformes, Salmonidae. Gene Ontology annotation, biological process: regulation of presynaptic cytosolic calcium ion concentration; regulation of long-term synaptic potentiation. The record is from RefSeq and is a predicted model, not a curated record.